AACCGACAGUGACUUCGCUUCGUACCCUACUUGGCCACGCGUCCCCGGGAACCAACUUCACCACGACCUGUCCACUUUGUAAAACAAGACCGGCCCAAGAGCGCAGCCGGUGCAGAGCACCCCACGCCCCUGCGCACUCGCCCUCCCUUCCUGGCGCCCCCCAAAACCGUGGGGCCCUACGAAAAGAGGAACGAAAGAACCGGGCUCAACCCAGUGCAGCGCCAUGAAAGUGACGGACCGGAAGCCCGAGCCUACCUUCCCGGAAGCCGCUCCCGCCCGCCUCCUGUCCACCGGCCCUUUUAAGGCGGAGCUUGGCACGCGAGGGAAGGCUAGUGCGCUUGCGCGGCUCGGGGAACCCUCCGGGAAGAGUAUCAGCCUUGAGUCGCCGCGGGGUGGCUUGCGAGCUCCGUCUCCUCCCUCCCGCCAAGGUCUCAGCAAGUUGCGGAGUUAGACUCAGGAGAAAUGGCCCUGGUGCCCUAUGAGGAGAGCGCGGCCAUAGGACUCCAGAAGUUCCACAAGCCUCUUGCCACUUUCUCUUUUGCAAACCACACCAUCCAGAUCCGUCAGGACUGGAGGCAACUGGGAGUCGCAGCAGUGGUUUGGGAUGCGGCCAUUGUCCUUUCCACGUAUCUGGAGAUGGGUGCCGUGGAGCUCAGAGGCCGCUCUGCUGUGGAGCUGGGUGCUGGCACAGGGCUGGUGGGCAUAGUGGCUGCCCUGCUGGGUGCUCAUGUGACUAUCACGGAUCGACAAGUAGCAUUAGAAUUUCUUAAGUCAAAUGUUGAAGCCAACUUACCUCCCCAUAUCCAACCCAAAGUUGUUGUUAAGGAGUUGACUUGGGGACAAAAUUUGGAAAGUUUUUCGCCUGGAGAAUUUGAUCUCAUACUUGGAGCUGAUGUCAUAUACUUAGAAGAUACCUUCACAGAUCUUCUUCAAACACUGGAACAUCUCUGUAGCAACCGCUCUGUGAUUCUUUUAGCUUGCCGAAUUCGCUAUGAACGGGACAAUAACUUCUUAACAAUGCUGGACAGGCAAUUUACUGUGAGUAAGGUUCACUACGAUCCUGAGAAGGAUGUACAUAUUUACAAAGCACAAAAGAGAAACCAGCGGAAGGACUUGUAGUGGCAUUAUUUUCUAAGAAUUGAAUGUGUCAGUUAAGGUUUUACAACUAGAACUCCCAUGCUAAUGUGAUGGCAGACUGCAAGUCUGUCCAACCAGAGCUGCUCAAGGAACAGAGAACAUGUGCUCUGUGCAGACAAAUUCAUACCUUGUCCCAUUGCCGUCACUGUCUGUAAUGAUUGGCUCACUGCUGAGCAGUAAAUGUGCACGUGAGGUGUGGCUGAUGUUCUUUCCUUACCCAGCGUGCCCUCUUGGGAAGCAGUUUCCACUGACGAUCUGAAAAGAACGGUGUAAAGGUGUCUUUAAACUGGUGAGAUUCAGUCAUACACGGGCUGUAUAAUGUCUCUCGUCUGCUGAGUGUAAACAGGGUUUCUUGCACAUACUCCUGAAAGGGUUGUGCUGUUGAAGUCUCUUACUUUUUUGUGAGAUAAGGCCUUGCCUUACUCUGUAGCGCUGGCUGGGUCUGAAACUGUGUAGACCAGGCCGACCUCAAACUUGGAGUGAUUCUCUUGCCACUCCCACUGAGUGCUGGGAUUACUUACAGGUUUGUGCCAUGACACCCCAUUUACCAUAUAGUUUCAGGCACCAUGAGAUGAGGACGAAUUUUCUGUUUCUCGUAUCAUACCUUUUUGCCAGAUUUCAGGGGUAAGUAUGUAAGCAAAGGAAUAAAUAAAAAUAAAUUUUUACAUAUUACAUUACAUAAAACUGUGGGCUGAAAGUUUCUUCCACAGGGAUGCCAACCGAACAUUACCCUGAACAUCUACCAGGUCUACAAAUAUCUAAGUGACUACUACCAGCCAGGGAGCCCCAGCACAGUGCUCACCCCAACCAGUGAGCCAGCACAGGCCUGGUAGGAAAACCUGCAUUUGACCCAGGUUGGUUACAGCCUGGUCAAUAAGAUGUGGUAAGGAAGGGCAUGAUGUUGGACCAAACAAGAAGAUAUAAAAUGGUUUCCUGUAAGAGAUAUACUACAAGUAGAAAAGCAAGCUACUAUUGUUCAAUGUUCAAUGUUGUAUCUAGUUCUAGGUGGGUUUUUUUUUCCUUUUAAUAUGUCAGUUUGUAAAAGUUAACUCUCAUUUCUUCACAAAGGUUAGCUCCCAAGAUACAAACCCUGUAUUAUUACCUAUAAUCACUCCUCAGAUAGCAGGCUCCCUGGUGGGUUGUGAGCUGCUGGAGGCCUCUUUCCUUUUCCUUCCCUAGUAUCAGUAAAAAGCAUAUAACCACGUGAGCAGGGUAAAUUCUAUUUAGAGGCCACUGAUGUUUUGUGCCGCUAGGGACCAAAUCCAAGGUUGUGCGCAUACUAGGCAAACACUAACCCCAAGUUAUGACAUCCCUAGCCAGAAGUUACUGGGUUUUCUCUGAGUAGACUUUAUGAAUAAAGUUAUCAGUACAAGCUUUUCUUCUACAUUAAGGUCUAACUAAAAACUUAAGCACUUUAGACCAUAGCACAUUAUGAUCUCACAAUGGCAUUUGGUAAUAGAAAUUUGUUGAAUUUGUUGUAUAGACUAUUGAAGGCCUCAUUUUCUUUUAAUAAAUAUUUUGGAUAUCAGAA
Peromyscus eremicus (cactus mouse) is the source of this 2668-nucleotide messenger RNA. It is a transcript of the gene Mettl21a, whose product is annotated as methyltransferase 21A, HSPA lysine. NCBI's taxonomy places the organism in Eukaryota, Metazoa, Chordata, Mammalia, Rodentia, Cricetidae. Bases 463 to 1119 code for a protein of 218 amino acids. The record is from RefSeq and is a predicted model, not a curated record. The transcript is spliced from 4 exons. Gene Ontology annotation, cellular component: cytosol; cytoplasm. Gene Ontology annotation, biological process: peptidyl-lysine methylation. Gene Ontology annotation, molecular function: protein-lysine N-methyltransferase activity.